AUGAUGUUAAUAUACCAACCAAUAGGAUCAAUUAUACCGGAAUAUCCAAUAAACAGACAAUCGAAUCACUAUGACAUAUCAUUGAACAACAACAAGGAUAAUAAUAAUAGUAACAAUUCGCAAAAUGAUCUAUUAGAAAAUUCUUAUCAUCAUCAUUUAGAGAAGGAUGAAAACUUGAAACAUUAUAAAAGCCGCAGUCCACGUAUUCCAUUUACACGUGAUCAAAUAUUUGGAUUAGAGAGGAAAUUUCAAAAAUCAAAAUAUUUAAGUGGAUGGGAAGUGAAACAACUGGCGAUAAAUUUAAAUCUAACUGAGACAAGGGUUAAAAUCUGGUUUCAGAAUCGUCGAGCGAGAGAACGUCGUGAUUCUUUGGAAAUGAAUUUAUAUUCAGACAGUACUAGUGAAUCUGCGAAAAUGAACUACAGUCCCUUACAGUAUUCUCUACCCAAACAAGGUAAUUAUACUACAUCCUUACAGAAUGGAUUGAAUUCAAUACAAGAUAACAAACAACAAAUUGAUGUCAUACCUCAGAAUGUAACUGUUCCUCCUAAUUCCUGUAUAACUUCGUCAACACCCAGUACAAUGAACUCAGAUUUAAAACAUUCGAAUUCACUUGUUAACUUCAUUUCAGAUAUUAAAAAGCCAUUAAAUUGGACUGAUGACUACCUGAUUACACUUCCACAUAGAAAGGAUUUCAUAAACAUUCCAGUAGCUGACACACACUACAAAAUGAGCUACACAGGCUAUUCAAAUGCUGCCAAUGACAAGAGAAGUGAUAACAAUGGACAUGUAAUUAAUAAACAUUCGUCUUAA
This is a messenger RNA of Heterobilharzia americana, 813 nucleotides long. The record is from the annotation of a GenBank genome assembly. NCBI's taxonomy places the organism in Eukaryota, Metazoa, Platyhelminthes, Trematoda, Strigeidida, Schistosomatidae.